Messenger RNA from Grammomys surdaster, 2676 nucleotides. RefSeq names its product heparan sulfate 2-O-sulfotransferase 1 (gene Hs2st1). The transcript is spliced from 7 exons. Gene Ontology annotation, molecular function: heparan sulfate 2-sulfotransferase activity. The coding region runs from base 31 to 1104 and encodes 357 amino acids. The record is from RefSeq and is a predicted model, not a curated record. Gene Ontology annotation, cellular component: membrane. Lineage: Eukaryota; Metazoa; Chordata; Mammalia; Rodentia; Muridae.
GGUAUGUCUUGAUCGCGAGCGGCGGGUUUCAUGGGGCUCCUCAGGAUUAUGAUGCCGCCCAAGUUGCAGCUGCUGGCGGUGGUGGCCUUCGCGGUGGCGAUGCUCUUCUUGGAGAACCAGAUCCAGAAGCUGGAGGAGUCCCGGGCGAAGCUAGAAAGGGCAAUUGCAAGACAUGAAGUCCGAGAAAUUGAACAGCGCCAUACCAUGGACGGUCCUCGGCAGGAUGUGACCCUGGAUGAAGAAGACGACAUAGUCAUCAUCUAUAACAGAGUGCCCAAGACUGCAAGCACCUCGUUCACCAAUAUCGCCUACGACUUGUGUGCAAAGAAUAGAUACCAUGUUCUUCACAUCAACACUACCAAAAAUAACCCAGUAAUGUCAUUGCAAGAUCAGGUACGCUUCGUAAAGAAUAUAACCACCUGGAAUGAGAUGAAACCAGGCUUCUAUCACGGACACAUUUCUUACUUGGAUUUUGCAAAAUUCGGUGUAAAGAAGAAACCGAUCUAUAUUAAUGUCAUCAGGGACCCUAUUGAGAGGCUGGUUUCCUACUAUUACUUCCUGAGGUUUGGGGAUGACUACAGACCAGGGCUGAGGAGACGGAAACAAGGGGACAAAAAGACCUUCGACGAGUGUGUGGCUGAGGGAGGCUCAGAUUGCGCUCCAGAGAAACUCUGGCUUCAGAUCCCGUUCUUCUGUGGCCACAGCUCAGAAUGCUGGAAUGUUGGAAGCAGAUGGGCUAUGGAUCAAGCUAAGUAUAACCUAAUUAAUGAGUACUUCCUGGUGGGAGUUACAGAAGAGCUGGAAGAUUUCAUCAUGUUACUGGAGGCAGCUUUGCCCCGAUUUUUCAGGGGUGCUACUGACCUCUAUCGUACAGUAGGAAAGAAAUCUCACCUUAGGAAAACCACAGAGAAGAAACUGCCCACCAAGCAGACCAUCGCCAAGCUGCAGCAGUCUGACAUCUGGAAAAUGGAGAAUGAGUUCUAUGAGUUUGCCCUGGAGCAGUUCCAGUUCAUCAGAGCCCACGCUGUCCGCGAGAAAGACGGAGACCUCUACAUCCUGGCCCAGAACUUUUUCUAUGAAAAAAUUUACCCCAAGUCGAACUGAGCGCGGGUGUGGCCAGAGCUCCCUUGACCCGGAAAGCGACUGUGUCACCACCCUCCUCAGCUUCCUGCUGAUGCGCGUGCCAGCCGCUCGCCAAGCUGGGCUAGGGGACAGAUGUGAAUGUCAAGGAAAGAGAUGCGGGCGGGCUGUCAGAGUUUUCGGAGUUUUUAACUUUCAGGCAUUUUUAAUUUUUAUUGUUUUGUUUUAAUUUUCAUGAUAGUUAUCAUGUCCUCCCGGUGCAGUGGGCGGGGGGCUUACAUUGCCUAAAACACGCACAUGCACACACACACACACACACACACACACACACACACACACACACAGGAGUUUAGUCAGAAGACUGAGUGCCGUUUCAGAAGAGGUUCUGAUUCUCUUGCUUUGAUAAGCAUUUCUUCACCUCUCCUUGAGUGAAGAUGAAUCCACUGGCCACUUUCCCUUCUGGAGGCUGUGCCGCCACCUCUGCGGGAUAGUGCUAAUGACUGUGUGGCAGCAUCUGAUUUAUUUUUAUGAAUCAUGUCUCACAAAGUUUGUUAGAAUGUUUGAUCAUGUUUUAUCAACGUUACUGCUACAGUUGGGUUUGCCCAUAUUUAUGUAGGGUUUAUUUUAUUAUUUUAUUUGAUGAUCAUUAGUGUUAAAUCAACUUAAAACCAUGAAUAAUACUGUAAAAAGGUAAAAAGAGAUAAAGCAGUGUUCCUGACUCCGUCACCCCAGUGUCUAAGACUGGGGUGACACUUCUAAGAAUGUGGACAUUAUCUGAAGCUUUCUUUAGGAUUUCCACAUAUCAAUAUCAAAAAAGUGAGUUUAAUACCUGUUUCUUCAUGGCUUACCUGUAACCCUGAACGCUGACACAUCGGUGAUUCCACGUGGCGACUCCGUCAGUGAGCCGUGAUAUGGGUAGGAUUUGCCUACUUCUGUACUUUUACCUGUAGACUAUUUUUACUACGGUGCUUUAUAAUGUGUUUUAAAGCAUUGCAUUUACAAAAGAAAAAGGAAAAUGCUGUAAAUAUUGCAUAUUUUAUGUAUUUGGACCAAAAAGUUACAAGUAAGUAGACAACAGUGAUUUUGCACCCAUUUUAUUAUGUCGAGUAAAGUCGUCAGACCUCUAUCCUAUUCUUGUAUUUCUCUUGAUGUCACUGUUAUGAUGUCACUAUAAUGAGCUAGCGCAGCCCUUCAGUUUUAAUAGAGGACAUUGCUCACCCUGAGGCAGUAGUGAUCAUGGAAGGAGUAUUAGACUCUGAGGGUUUGAUCUCUGGUUCCAGCUCUGGACCUUUCUGCUGUGUGAUGUUAGGAAGUCACCUGACCUCUGUCUGCCUCAUCCUCCUCAUCUGAGAUUGGGACACUAAGACCUGCUGUACCUACCUCACAGGGAUGUGGUGAGGACUGAGGAAGACAGCCUGGCGGAGAGCACCUUGAAAGCGUGGCGUGGUGUUCAACUGUGAGGUGCCGUCACAGAAGUAUCUCUAGCCUGUAGUUUCAUAGUCUCCAUUCUUUUAACAACAAAAAGGCAAAAUCCACUUUUAAGCUUUAUGAGAAAAAAAAACUUUUCUCUUGAUAUAAAUUUGUGUUUGAUAAAUA